This is a messenger RNA of Hippocampus comes (tiger tail seahorse), 2311 nucleotides long. RefSeq names its product hypocretin (orexin) neuropeptide precursor (gene hcrt). Lineage: Eukaryota; Metazoa; Chordata; Actinopteri; Syngnathiformes; Syngnathidae. The coding region runs from base 1559 to 1984 and encodes 141 amino acids. The record is from RefSeq and is a predicted model, not a curated record. Gene Ontology annotation, cellular component: perinuclear region of cytoplasm. Gene Ontology annotation, molecular function: type 2 orexin receptor binding; neuropeptide hormone activity; type 1 orexin receptor binding. The transcript has 2 exons. Gene Ontology annotation, biological process: positive regulation of transmission of nerve impulse; neuropeptide signaling pathway; regulation of neurotransmitter secretion.
CAAAAAUCUAGUACAGUACUCUGCAGUUGAGUAAAUAAAAACCAAAGAAGCUUCAACUGAAAUACGGCCCACACCUCUAUUAACUGACGGAUCGCCGUCUGCUCACGUAAGUAAGCACCACACUCCAAUUAAACACCCUCUUUUUGUGGUUGCCAUGACCUGAUUUUUCAGCAUGAACUGCAGAGCUGAGUGGCAAGCGGAUCUUUAAAAAGAAAGUGCUGAAAUGCAUUCCGGAGCUCUUAAAAAUCCAUUCUUAAAAUUAAGUGAGUUAAUAUUAUUCAAAGAAGUUGUAUAAAAUGUAAACACCUUACCCCAAAUAAACACUUAAUACUCUUUGCAUUUGAGUAAAUGAAUUCCCCCGAGGGGGGGGUUCAGGCUAUAAUGGACGCCGUGGCACAAUUAGAAGCUAGGUUGGUCAUCCGCUCACAUGACUAAACGCAGUACCUCAAAUGAAUGCCUGUUUUUGUAGCUCUCACAUGACGCCGCCAUUAAAUGGUAAAAUGGUGUGAAUGGAAAAAGUGCUACGAAAUGAUAAAUAUACUCUAAACACCUGUACAAUAAAUAAAUGAUUUUGUUGGAUUGUAAAACUCUAUAAUCAACACCUUACCCCUCAUGAAGACCUGUUAUGGCUUCAGUUAUAACAGACACCAUGCACGAAUCAGUCGCCAGGCCUGUCAUUCACUCAUAUACAUAAACACAGCACUUCAAAUAAACGCCUUUUAUUCACGUCAUUUCAUUAACAAUGCAAAUAAUAAAUGCCUAACCUCUUAUUAACGCCUGAUACUCACCCUGCCGCAGCCUUACCGGCUUCAGCCUCAACAGACACUCGACUGUGUCGCGAUUCAAUGCCAACGUCCACUUGCAGAAAUAAAAACCACACCUCAAAUUAAAUACUUUUUUUUCUGUUUUUUUUUUAACCUAAAAGCUGUUUACAGUGGCAUUUAUAGCGUACGCUCUGCAAAGAACUGACCCGCAUUUACUAUCCAAAAUAAACAAUGAUUUGUGAAUGCAGGAGGAAAAAAAAAAUGAAACUAUAUUCUUUAAUACACUAAAUGUAACAAACACGUUACCUCUAAUGGAUACCCGGUACACACACUCACAAUAAAAAACAAAAAAAAAACGAAUGCAGCAAUGAUUUCUUUGUCCAUCAGAUGACAUCAAAACAAUCACUCUUCAUAAUGAUGCUUCCUUCUUUGGCCCAAAAUAAACAUUUGCCAAGUUCGUGCGUCCACUGGCAUAAUAAGACGGCUGGCUGUGAGGACAUGAAGCCAAUGAAGCGUCCUCAGGAAUGAGCUUCUUCUUAUUAAAGAAAGGCCAACUUUAUAUUUGUAAUGAAGAACACCACGCUGCUAAUUAGCCCGACUCCCUCACAACUCGCCAUCAUGGCAUGUGUUAAUAAGGCAGCGGCCUGCCACCACAAAGACAUACCUGCAUCGGAGCCGAGAGUCCUGGAGAUGAUCUACUCCACGAGAGUUAAUUAACGGCAGGGAGAUGAGCAAAACCAAUGGCUCUUAUGUCACGUUUGGCGCAUAUAAAAGUCAUGUGAAAGCAAGAGACGAUGACUCCCCGCCCGAACAACAGCCGCAAGAUGACGUGGUUCAACUCCAAACUCAAGAUGCUGCCUGGGUCAAACACAUCCAACAAGCAGAAGGUGUCAGUUGUGGUGCUGGCGCUGGUCUUGCUGUCCAACGAGACUCGUUGUGACCCUCUCAGCGCAUCCGGCGAGUGCUGCAGGCAGCCGUCGCGAGCGUGUCGCCUACACCUGUUCCUGUGUCGCUCGGGCGGGGUCAGCGGCGGGCCGGCCGAUCCCUCGGCCGGUAUCCUGACCUUGGGCAAGCGCAUGGAAGAUGAGGGCACCUUCAACAACCGCCUACACCAGCUCCUGUACGGGUCGCGGAGCCACGCCGCCGGUAUCCUCACCAUGGGCAGGAGGGCCCAGAACCUGUGGGGGGUGCCCUCGAACGCCACACCCUCACCUGUUUGAUGGGCUACAAGCAGAGGCGGACUUAGCUUUUGUGCCUGGGGCCAGCAGAUUUCCAGGGGCCUCUAAACAUCUCAUGAAACUGAUGAAUAAAGCUUUCUCCCAUUCAAGCAAUUAUUAUUGGUGUAGUCUCAAUUCACGCGGUUGAACUAGACUAAGUGUCAAGUUUGGGACUAAAUUCUAUAAACCUUUACAAGGAUAACAUAAAUACAAUUGGCCGAUACACGUAGGACUGAGAAAAUAAUAAAAGAAAAUACAUUUUAGACUAUCACAUAAAUUGUUGGAGGGGAUUAACAGUUUCUUUCCGGUAAUUCAUUUGUACCGUACCCU